GGGCGCGGCGGGGCCGAGGGGCGGGGUCCCUGUAAGGCCCCUUCUCUCCCUCGCUGGGCCUCUUAUAAAAGUCUGAGCCCCGCCCGGCUGAGGCCCGCUGGCAGACUCCACAGCAACCAGCACCAUGCCUAUGAUACUGGGAUACUGGGACAUCCGCGGGCUGGCCCACGCCAUCCGCCUGCUCCUGGAAUACACAGACUCAAGUUACGAGGAAAAGAUGUACACAAUGGGGGACGCUCCUGACUAUGACAGAAGCCAGUGGCUGAAGGAAAAAUUCAAGCUGGGCCUGGACUUUCCCAAUCUGCCUUACUUGAUUGAUGGGGCUCACAAGAUCACCCAGAGCAACGCCAUCCUGCGCUACAUUGCCCGCAAACACAACCUGUGUGGGGAGACAGAAGAGGAGAAGAUUUGGGAAGACAUUUUGGAGAACCAGCUUAUGGACAACCGCAUGCAGCUGGCCAGACUCUGCUAUGAUCCAGAUUUUGAGAGACUAAAGCUAGAAUACCUGGAGGGACUUCCUGAAAUGCUGAAGCUCUACUCACAGUUUCUGGGGAAGCGGCCCUGGUUUCUUGGGGACAAGAUCACCUUUGUGGAUUUCAUUGCUUAUGAUGUCCUUGAGAGAAACCAAGUAUUUGAGCCCACCUGCUUGGACGCCUUCCCAAACCUGAAGGACUUCAUCUCCCGAUUUGAGGGCUUGGAGAAGAUCUCUGCCUACAUGAAGUCCAGCCGCUUCCUCCCAAGACCUGUGUUCACGAAGAUGGCUGUCUGGGGCAACAAGUAGUGCCUUGAAGGCCAGGCGGUGGGCCUACCUGAUCCCUGCCUACCUGAUCCCUGCCUACCACCUGAUCCUAGUAGAGCCUCAACCACAUUUUCUGUGUGUCUUCUCUUAUUUGCUCCUAGAAUCUGUUUCCUUUUCCCACUCCCCAUCAAGAGAUCUGCUUGCUCACCUAGUUCCCGUUAGCUCUGGUUCUGGUCCAGGCUCAGUGGCCUUGGGGUUAUGUAAGAGGUAGUGGGAGGGAAGGGGUGGAGGAGCACUGAGGGCUAUGGCCUGCAAUGUGCCAGGGCCUCAACCACAUUUUCUGUGUGUCUUCUCUUAUUUGCGCCCCAGAGUGUCUGUCACUGCUUCUUCCAAGGGACUGGGUGGUAACCCUGACAGUGGCUGGGUUGGAAAGGAUUCGGCUGGGUGUAGUAAGGCACUUGACAAUUCUUGCUCUCAUUUCUGACAGACUCAGUGAGGCACUAUGGAAAGGGGAGUCUAUUUCUGGCCCUGAACCUAACAUUCAUUCCUCCAGCCUUACUGAGUGCUUUCCGUAAUCAUGCAGAGCUUGUGUUUCACUGAACAGGGAUCUUAAGGGGGUAUAAUCCCCAUCAGAAAGAGCCAGGGUCCCUUUUGCCUUCUCCACUCCAUGCCUGCAUCACUUCUGCUUGGUCUCCAGGACCUAGUCUCUAUUGUUUCCUCAGAUGGCUUCAUCAGGACGUUCUCUCUGGGUUUACUUCCUCACUUUCUUGGGUACCUGCAAGAGAAAUGUCUUCAGUCCUUGCAUAACUGAAAGUGUCUUUACAUGCUUGCUUAAUACUUUGGCUGGUGUUUUAGUCUGUUCUCAUGCUGGUAAUAAAGACGUACCGGAGACCAGGUAUUUAUAAAUGAAA
This is a messenger RNA of Callithrix jacchus (white-tufted-ear marmoset), 1650 nucleotides long. Its product is annotated as glutathione S-transferase Mu 2. The record is from RefSeq and is a predicted model, not a curated record. Gene Ontology annotation, biological process: glutathione metabolic process. NCBI's taxonomy places the organism in Eukaryota, Metazoa, Chordata, Mammalia, Primates, Cebidae. Gene Ontology annotation, molecular function: glutathione transferase activity.